AUGCUGCACCUGGUCGGGGUUUUGCUGUCCUGCGGAGCGCUGUGCAUCGCGUCCCCCGUGCCGCCCGCCGCAGGAACGGGCUGUGCUGCCAGAUCCCUCAUCCAGGAAAUCCUCAACGACAUUCAGACACUAAACUCUGAGGGCAGCAGCAAAAUCACGCCUCUGAACAACAUGAUGGAGGUGGGAGGGAACGUAACCGCCUACCUGGAAGGAUUUAUUGAAGCCCUAAAAAGCAGCGAAGAGAGGUCGAAGGAGAGACUAAUAGUCCAGAAGCUGCAGAAAAUCCAGGAUGCCGGAAAGUCAUGCCUCAGGGGGAUGGGAGACAAGUGGGAGCCAGUGGAAGAGGAGGAUUUUUUCAUGCUACAUGAGGGUCCCAGUAUCAUUAACGAAGCGAACAUUGCCCCUGAGAAUGAGAAGCUGCAGCUGACAGCUAAGAUUGAAGAUUUGCACAGCACUGUCAUAAAAAUCAGUUACGUCAGGGAGCAGUUCUUCAAACCGCUUCAUGUACAGAACGAAAGUUGUGCACAUAAUAACACCGAAAAAUUUAUUCAUGAACUAAAAAAGAUAUCUGCAUGUAAGUGUAUGAAGAGAGUUGAAAAAGACAUGGAAAGGCUGGAAGAACACUGUUCCAUUUUGAAGAAAUCUUCAAUCAAUGACAAAAGAUGCCUAGAGACAGCAAAAACAAAUUUCUCACAAUUUAAAGAGACUCUGAAAAAAUUCUUGAAAUGGAUCAACGGCAAGCAGAACUGCAGCAACAUCGUGAGAAGUGAGUCGGGUUUGUAUCCGGACGGCAAAUGCAGCUGCCGUGACCCGUGGAAAUACCGCAGAGGCUUGCUCUAG
This is a messenger RNA of Fulmarus glacialis (Northern fulmar), 840 nucleotides long. RefSeq lists its product as uncharacterized. Lineage: Eukaryota; Metazoa; Chordata; Aves; Procellariiformes; Procellariidae. The record is from RefSeq and is a predicted model, not a curated record. The coding region runs from base 1 to 840 and encodes 279 amino acids. The transcript has 8 exons.